AUGAGUAGAUUCUUUGCAACCGGCUCGGAUUCCGAGUCCGAUACAUCGUCCGAGGAAGAACAGGUUAUCCGCCAACCAACAGCGAAUUUCACAUUCAGUGAUGACGAAGAAGACACAAAACGUAUUGUACGGUCACUCAAAGAAAAGCGAUAUGAAGAGUUGACUAUGACAAUUAAACAGAUCAGAAAUCAUAAAAAAAUCAAAGAUAUGAGUAGCUUGCUGACCAGCUUUGAGGAACUCACCCGUGCAUACACAAAAGCAUUCAAUGCAGUUAUAUUGAAAGAAGAAAAUGGAAUAGCUCCACGGUUUUUUGUUCGUUGCUUAGUUGAAAUGGAAGAUUUUAUAAAUGAUGUCUGGGAUGAUCGAGUAGGGCGUAAAAAUUUAUCAAAAAAUAACUCUAAAAGUUUGGCUUCCCUUAGACAAAAAUUUAGGAAGUAUGUUAAAGAUUUUGAGAGUGAUUUAGCUAAAUUCAGAGAAAAUCCUGAUCUCCCAGACCAAGAUGAAGAUCAAAAAGAAGAUGAAGAUGUAGAUUCUGAUGAAAGUGAAAGUGAAGAUGAAGCUCCAGCUGCAUCUUCUAAGAAAACAGAAGAAAAAAUACCCAAGGUACCAAAAACUGGUGGUGAUUCUGACAGUGAAGAUUCUAUUGAUUGGGGUAGUGACUCUGAGAGCUCUUCUUCAAGUAGUGAAGAUGAAGGUCAAUAUCAAAGUAUAAGAGAACGGUUUUUAAAAAAAUCUACAGACAAAGAUGAUGACGAAAAGAAAGAAAAGAAAAAGGAGCGAAAGGAAAAACCUAAAAAACUGAAGCGAGAAGAAGAUGAUGGAAGUGGUUCUGAAUGGCAGACAGUAAACAAAGGGCCAAAUAGCCUAUAUGAAAAACCAAAAAUGUUUGCAAAAGAUGUAGAAAUUACUCCUGAGGCUGUUUUACGUAAAUUAAUAGAAGUAGUUGCCGCUCGUGGAAAGAAGCGUACAGAUCGAAGAGAACAAAUUGAACUGUUACAUGAAUUGUUAUUGAUAUCAGAAGCUCAUAGUUUAGGACUAGGAUUAAGAGUAAAAAUAAAGAUGUCAAUUAUUUCUUCUAUUUUUGAUUACAAUCCGAAAGUUUCUGAUGCUAUGAAGCCAGAAAUUUGGAGCAAAUUAUUGGAUUGUAUUGUUGAACUUUUGGACUUGAUUCUCCCAGUUAAAGACACAAUCUUUAUCGGAGAAUCAGUAGCGGAAGAUGCUGAGACAUUAGACAAGGCGACUUUUAGGGUACGUGGAUGUGUGCUUACAAUUGUUGAACGAUUAGAUGAAGAAUUCACAAAACUUUUGAAAGAAUGUGAUCCUCACAGCAAUGAUUAUGUUCAAAGAUUGAAGGAUGAAAAACGUGUCUGUGACAUCAUUGAUAAAGUUCAACUGUUUCUGGAACACCAAAAUAUUGAGUCUGAAGUCUGUCGUAUUUAUAUGCGUAAAAUCGACCAUCUCUACUACAAAUUUGAUCCACUUGUAUUAAAGCAAAAGAAGGGUGAAAUUCUUGCAUCACAUAAAACAAAUGUUCAAAUAAUGGAAAACUUAUGCAAAUACAUUUAUGACAAAGAUGCUACAGAUCGUUUGAGAACUAGGGCAAUUUUAUGUCAUGUAUAUCAUCAUGCCUUACACGAUAACUGGUUCCAAGCAAGAGAUUUGGUACUUAUGUCUCAUUUACAAGAAACCAUUCAACACUCUGAUCCUGCCACUCAGAUUCUUUACAAUCGUACCAUGGCUCAUAUUGGCUUGUGUGCAUUCCGUCAAGGAAACAUUAAAGAUGCUCACAAUUGUCUGGUUGAUCUAAUGAUGACUGGUAAAGUGAAAGAGUUAUUAGCCCAGGGAUUACUACCACAAAGACAACACGAACGUAGCAAAGAACAAGAAAAAGUGGAAAAACAAAGACAAAUGCCUUUCCAUAUGCAUAUUAAUUUAGAACUCUUAGAAUGCGUGUACCUGGUAUCAGCAAUGCUUAUCGAAAUUCCAUACAUGGCUGCUCAUGAAUUUGAUGCUCGUCGGCGUAUGAUUUCUAAAACAUUUUACCAACAACUACGUUCCAGUGAGCGUCAGUCUUUAGUUGGUCCUCCAGAAUCAAUGAGAGAACAUGUAGUUGCUGCUAGUAAAGCAAUGAGGAAUGGAAAUUGGUCUGCCUCUCGCAAUUUUAUAAUCAACGAGAAAAUGAAUGCUAAGGUAUGGGAAUUGUUCUAUGAAAGUGAUAGAGUCAGAGAUAUGUUAGAACGUUUGAUAAAAGAAGAAUCUUUACGCACAUACCUGUUUACUUAUUCUCAUGUUUAUAACUCUAUUUCAAUGAAAACAUUGUCUGAGAUGUUUGAACUCCCAAAAAGCACCACUCAUUCUAUCAUAUCCAAAAUGAUUAUUAAUGAAGAGUUAAUGGCUUCUCUUGAUGAUCCUACCCAAACAGUUGUAAUGCAUCGUAGUGAACCUAGUAGGUUACAAUCACUUGCUCUGCAACUGGCCGAUAAAGUUAAUAACUUUGUAGAUUCCAAUGAAAGAAUUUUUGAAAUGAAGCAAGGAAACUUUUUCCCAAGAGGAGGUAAUCAAAAUCAAGGAAAUUACAGACAGAACUUUGGGCGACAAGGUGGUGGUGGACAUGGCGGACAUGGUGGGCACGGAGGCCAUGGUGGACAUGGUGGGCACGGAGGCCAUGGUGGACACGGCGGCCAUGGAGGACAUGGAGGACAUGGUGGGCAUGGAGGACAUGGUGGACAAGAUUGGAACAGACAACGACGAGACAACCGUAAUAAUUAUUAA
Macrosiphum euphorbiae (potato aphid) is the source of this 2772-nucleotide messenger RNA. NCBI's taxonomy places the organism in Eukaryota, Metazoa, Arthropoda, Insecta, Hemiptera, Aphididae. The record is from the annotation of a GenBank genome assembly.